GUACCUGCCUGGUACCUGCCUCUACCCCUACUACCCUACCUACCUACCUCCUCCCCUCUUAGGUACAUAUAUCCUGCAGGUACCUCAGUUUUAAAGGCGUAUUAGUGUGCCACCCGCUGGAAUAUGUGGGUACCGGGCAUCCAAUCCAUCCCACCCAUCCCCAUCUCCGAUCCGCCCUGUUCUGCUCUGUCCCGCGCUGCUUCGCGUAGUACGCAGCAACAAUGGCUGGGUGUUCGGGUUUCUUGCUUCCCAUUCUGACUCGCUUGGCAGCAGAAUGGAAAGAUGACACUGGGGCCGAGCGUGUAGCCAGCAUUCAACACAAGUCUGGCGUGAUUCGCAACAAAUUGCGGCAUCCCACUCAGAACCACAGCUUGUGUGCACACAUAUGGGUUGUUAUAUCGACUCUCCGGGUUUCGGUUGGUGAAAAACCGCCGUCGUGCAGCGGGUGCCGAGAUCGCGAUAGCCCGUGUAUAGAUGCCCAGGCAAUAUUAAUCACUCUUCAACGUUGCCACAUAUCAAGCAUUAUUACCUGUCGGCCAUUCGUAAAGCUCGUCGUCGUCACCCUGCUUGGCUGGCACCGGGGCAAUUCGAUCCAGAAUCUCUUACUUCAAGAUUUGCUAAAUUAUAUUUCCCCCUUUUGAUGGAGAUGAUCCCAACGAUGCUACGUUACGUAAUAGCCCUCCUAUUCGUAUUAGCGGCUGUGGUCGGAGCUACGAACCUUUCCGCUCGACUUAUUACCCAGCAUUAACACAAGAUACAUCGCGACAGGCGAGAAGAUUCGGUCCUUGGCUUCCACACAUAUACCUAUGCAUAUGCCCAUGGAUGUAACGCAGGCCAUGUCUGUAUGUGCCUUGGGUAUAUAUUUCUCGGCUUCCUUACUCAGACACGCAGCAUUGCUAUGUAUGAUGCCGGUAAGCGCGUACCUCCCUACUUUAUAUUCGCAUACGCUCCCGCGCCCGCUUGGGUUUGAUACGGAGGCGAGUCGGUACGUGAAGACAACCUACAUUCUUUCUCAUCGCUACUCGCGGCAGGCCUAGGAUUUCGCGUCAAAUAGCUAAAGCCGUUAAAAUGCUUCCUCUAGUUGGGACUCGAUGCGCCAUCCC
This is a messenger RNA of Durotheca rogersii, 1103 nucleotides long. RefSeq lists its product as uncharacterized. The transcript is spliced from 2 exons. NCBI's taxonomy places the organism in Eukaryota, Fungi, Ascomycota, Sordariomycetes, Xylariales, Xylariaceae. Bases 222 to 641 code for a protein of 139 amino acids. The record is from RefSeq and is a predicted model, not a curated record.